AUGGAUGUGAUAAAAGAAAAUUGCAAAAGAGACGAGAAGAGUUGGUACAUGAAAAAACCUGAAAAUCCUACAAUUUCUGAAGUCAUUAAUUCUGAUGGAAACAAUAACCAACAAGAACGAGCUGAUGAAGUGGAUCCAGAGAAUAAAGUGGACAAUUUGGAUGAAGUGGUUCAAGUGGAUGAGAAUGAAUUUGAGAAUAAACAACAAGAACAAGCUGAAGUUGUCUUUGAAAAGAAGAAAACAACUAGUGUGUACAAUGAUUGGAGAAAUCUUUCGAAGCGACUCGAAGAACAUGAAGGCAGCCAUGACCACAUUAUUUGUAUGACUCGUUGGACUGAGUUAGAGUCUAGACUACAGAACAAAACAACGAUUGAUAAGUAUGUCCAACAAGAAAUAAACAAAGAAAAGAUUCAUUGGAGGGAAGUACUAGUGAGGAUCAUUGCAUUAGUGAAGACUCUCGCUAAAAAUAACUUAGCAUUUAGAGGAGAAAAUAAAAAGAUUGGUGAAGACAGAAAUGGGAAUUUUUUGAGUUUUAUUGAGAUGAUUGCAGAGUUUGAUGUAGUGAUGAGAGAGCAUAUCAGAAAAAUUGGUGCAGGUGAGAUAUAUUCUCAUUAUCUAAGUCCCAAGAUUCAAAAUGAGUUGAUAAGUAUGCUGGCCCAAGAGAUUAGACUUAUGAUCAUGAAGACGAUUCGUGCUUCAAAGUACUUCUCCAUAAUUCUUGAUUGUACUCCAGAUAUUAGUCAUAAAGAACAGAUGACUAUUCUCAUUCGAUGUGUGGAUAUUUCUUCAACACCAAUUAAGGUUGAAGAAUUCUUUUUGAAAUUUUUGGAAGUCAAUGAUAAAACAGGUGAAGGGCUGUUCUCUACGAUUCAAGAAGUACUAAUUGAUAUGGAGUUAGAGAUUGAUGAUGUGAGAGGACAUGGGUGGGAUAUAUUUAAAGAGAUGGUAAAAGGUUUAACACUUAAAUCCUUAUCUCAAACUCGUUGGGAGAGUCAUCUCGAAAGUGUCAAAGCAAUACGGUUUCAGACUCCUGAAAUCAGAGAUGCUUUACUUUACUUGGCAGAAAAGACCGACGAUCCAAAAACACGAAAGGCUAUGGAUAUAGAAGCUGAAUUUCCUGUGAAAAAGAAGAAGAUCAUUAGAAGAAAGAAGCAUUUUGAUCAUGGGAAUAUGAAAUUGUCAACAGAGGAGGAUUUCAGAAUUAAUUACUUCCUUACACUCAUAGAUCAAGCUCUAAUUUCUCUUGAGUCAAGGUUUGAGCAAUUCCAAAGGUAUGAACAAACUUUUGGAUUUUUGUUUGAUUUACAAAAAUUGACAUAUGCAAAUGAUGAAAACUUGAUGGCAUCAUGUGUGAAUCUUGAAUCAUCCCUUAAGCAUGGUGAGCAUUCUGAUAUAGAUGGGGCUGACUUGUUUAUGGAACUAAAAGUUCUACGAGAAGUGCUACCAAAUGAAGUUACGAAACCUAUUAAAGUGUUGGAUUUUUUGAAAAGAGUGGAGGGUUGUUAUCCUAACACAUGGAUUUCGUUUCGGAUAUUAUUGACUAUUCUAGUGUCAGUUGCUUCAGCCGAAAGAAGUUUUUCUAAGCUUAAGUUGAUCAAGAAUUAUUUGAGGUCCACCAUGUCACAGGAUAGGCUCAAUGGGUUAGCCAUAUUAUCAAUUGAGAGAGCAAUGCUUGAAAAGAUUGAUUAUGCGACUGUGAUGGAUGACUUUGCAGGGAAAAAUGCAAGCAGGAUCAUAUUUACUCAGUAG
This is a messenger RNA of Arabidopsis thaliana (thale cress), 1749 nucleotides long. RefSeq names its product hAT family dimerization domain-containing protein. Bases 1 to 1749 code for a protein of 582 amino acids. Gene Ontology annotation, molecular function: protein dimerization activity. The record is from RefSeq and is marked reviewed. NCBI's taxonomy places the organism in Eukaryota, Viridiplantae, Streptophyta, Magnoliopsida, Brassicales, Brassicaceae. The transcript has 5 exons.